Molecule: messenger RNA, 2082 nt
Organism: Rosa rugosa (rugosa rose)
Lineage: Eukaryota; Viridiplantae; Streptophyta; Magnoliopsida; Rosales; Rosaceae
Product: probable methyltransferase PMT23
Exons: 8
Coding region: 50-1825 (591 amino acids)
Cellular component (GO): trans-Golgi network; cytoplasm; endosome
Molecular function (GO): methyltransferase activity
Source: RefSeq, a predicted model, not a curated record
ACCUUCAACACACACACACACAGAGUAGAGAGCUCAAAUAAAAUAAAAAAUGGGCAUCUCAGUGUUCUUGAAAGAGAGAAAAUACCCGUUCCUCUUCGCCCUCUCAGUCCUCUUCCUCUGCGUCACUCUCCUCCUCCUCACCAACUCCACCCCCACCCCUCUCUUCCUCUCCUCCUCCGAUCUCCAUUCCUCCUCCUCUUCUCAACCUCAGCCUUCCAACCCUAUCGCGUCCACCGCCAAAACCGGUGCCGUUUCCGGUGGCGAACUCGCCGCCGUCAAUAUAUCCUGGGAGCUCUGCCCCGGCCCCCUGGCCGUCGAUUUCAUCCCCUGCCUGGACAAUUUCAAGGCCAUCAAGGCCUUGCAGUCGCGCCGCCACAUGGAGCACCGCGAGCGGCAUUGCCCGACGCCGAGCCCGAGGUGCCUGGUCCCGUUGCCGAGUGGCUAUAAGGUGAAGGUUCCGUGGCCGAAGAGCAGGGACAUGAUAUGGUAUGACAAUGUACCUCACCCGAAGCUGGUUGAGUACAAGAAGGAUCAAAACUGGGUGCGGAAGUCCGGUGAUUACCUUGUUUUUCCUGGGGGUGGUACUCAGUUUAAGGAGGGGGUUACUCAUUACAUUGAGUACAUUCAAAAGACUUUGCCGACUAUUGUAUGGGGGAAGAACAUAAGGGUCAUUUUGGACGUUGGUUGUGGGGUUGCUAGCUUUGGGGGAUAUUUGCUGGACAAAAAUGUUAUCGCCAUGUCGUUUGCGCCAAAAGAUGAACAUGAAGCUCAGAUACAGUUUGCUCUAGAAAGGGGGAUUCCUGCUACUCUUUCAGUUAUUGGAACACAAAGGCUGACAUUUCCAGACGAUGCAUUUGAUUUGCUUCAUUGUGCGCGGUGCAGGGUUCACUGGGAUGCUGAUGGCGGGAAACCACUGUUGGAGCUCAACAGGGUUCUUAGGCCUGGGGGAUUUUUCAUAUGGUCUGCUACACCAGUUUAUCGUGAUGAUAACGAAAGAGAUCGCGGAGUAUGGAAAUCUAUGGUGGCUCUGACAACAGCAAUGUGCUGGAAGGUUGUUGCUAAGAGUCUUGAUUCAACUGGAAUUGGGCUCGUAAUAUAUCAAAAGCCUGACUCUACUUCCUGCUACAGUGAACGCCAACAACAUGAUCCACCUGUGUGUGAUCCUAAAGACAAGAAAACUAGUUCAUGGUACGCGCCACUUAGUCGUUGCCUUUCCCAACUACCUGGAUAUAGUUGGCCCGCGCCAUGGCCGCAGAGGCUUAUCAGUAAACCUCAAAGCUUAUCGCCUGAGCCAGAAUCCGAGGAGAAGUUCUACAAGGACACUAAAGUUUGGUCUGCACUUGUGUCAAAUUCCUAUCGGAAUAAUGCUGCUAUAAACUGGUCAAGUGUGCGGAAUGUAAUGGAUAUGAAUGCUGGUUAUGGAGGAUUUGCUGCGGCGCUUAUCGAUCUACCUCUCUGGGUAAUGAAUGUCAUCCCGGUUCAUGUACCAGAUACUCUGCCUAUUAUAUUUGAUAGAGGAUUGAUUGGAUUCUAUCAUGACUGGUGCGAGUCUUUGAGUACCUACCCUCGAACCUAUGAUCUACUGCAUUCAAGUUUUCUCUUUCAAAGCCUUUCUCAAAGAUGCGACAUUGUAGAGGUAGUGGUAGAGAUGGAUCGCAUACUGAGGCCUGGUGGAUAUAUAGUAAUUCAAGAUACAAUGGAAAUGAUAGACAAGCUGAGGCCACUUUUGCAUUCGCUUCAAUGGUCUUCAACCGUCCAUCAGGGUCAAUUUCUUAUUGGUCAGAAAGGUUUCUGGCGUCCAGCAAGAGGUUCAAGUAGAUCAUGAAUGAAGAUAGCUUUUGCUGAGCUUUUUUUCCUGUACAAGCUUAUUUUCUAUAUGUUAAUCAUUGGUAAGAAAGAAUCAUAUAGUUUGACAACCAUUUUUACCUCUCAAAAUUCAAGUCCCGCAGUCAUAGGGCUCAUAGAAAGAAAUCUAUAUCCUUACCAAUAAUGUAAUGGUAUUGGUCAAGUUACAUAGUCAAAUUGUAUAAUGCAUUACUCGAUACAGUUAUAUAAUAGAAAUGUUAUGUAUCUACUAUCUAA